Nerophis lumbriciformis (worm pipefish) is the source of this 897-nucleotide messenger RNA. The record is from RefSeq and is a predicted model, not a curated record. NCBI's taxonomy places the organism in Eukaryota, Metazoa, Chordata, Actinopteri, Syngnathiformes, Syngnathidae.
AUGGCAGCGCACAGUGUCUUCAGACCAGGCUUGUUUAACCACAAAGUUGCGAUAGUGACCGGUGGAGCGACUGGCAUUGGGAAAGCAAUAUCUUAUGAGCUUCUGGAACUUGGUUGUAAUGUGGUGAUUUCCAGCAGAAAAGCAGAUAGAUUGGAGACAGCUGCCCAGGAGAUGAGACAAAAAAUUCCAGCUUCCAGCCCAGCAUGCGUUACUCCUCUACCUUGUAACAUCCGCAACGAGGAUGAGGUGAAGGCACUUGUGUCUUCAGUGCUGAAGCAGUUCGGGCGCAUAGACUUUCUGGUAAACAACGGCGGUGGACAAUUCAGCAGUCCAGUAGAACACAUGUCUUCUAAAGGGUGGAAAGCUGUGAUCGACACGAACUUGAAUGGCACUUUUCACUGUUGCAAGGAGGUAUAUACCACAUGGAUGAAACAACAUGGAGGUGUGAUCGUUAACAUCAUUGCAGACAUGUGGAAAGGCUUUCCAGGCAUGGCCCACACAGGUGCUGCUAGGGCAGCGGUGGACAACUUAACAAAGAGCCUGGCAGUCGAGUGGGCCGCUUCCGGUGUGCGGAUCAACGCGGUUGCUCCAGGCACAAUUUUUUCUAAAACGGCAAUGGAGAAUUACAAAGAUCUUGGACCAACGCUUUUCAAGAUGUCUGUUCCAUUUAGUCCGGCAAAGAGACUCGGAUUGCCAGAAGAGAUCUCCUCUGUAGUUUGUUUCCUGCUUUCUCCUGCUGCCACUUACAUCUCUGGAGCCACACUGCGGGUUGAUGCGGGGCAGAGUCUGUACCACUCUAUGUGGGAGAUACCCAAUCAUAAGGCAUGGCCCGAAGGUCCAGAAGGGGAGAACCUGGAUGCGCUGAAGGACUUACUCCACCCUCAAAGCAAGCUGUAA